CCUGCUAUUACUGCGCUGACAAAUGUUGCUACUUGUACUGGUGACAGGUUACCCUAGCUACUCUGCUCCAUAUUUUCCCGUAAACUCCAAGGUUAACUCUGCGAUAAAACCGGGAAGGCUGGGCAGCUGCCUGUGUCCAAGAUUUCCCCAGGUGGCAGCAACCAGAAGACCGGAAUCUCCCUCUUUGAGCACAGGUGCACUCUGAGGAUUUACAAGUCCUUCACAGGGGGCCAGCUGGGUUUAUUCUGAAGCAUGCAAGAGAACAACACUGACCAGCCACCGUCACUGUCUCAGCUCUUAAGAGAGAGCUACCUGGCAGAGGCCAGAGCCCAGCAGCGCCACAGCGAGAUGAGCCGCUCAGACGCUUCUUCCUCACGCCUUCAGAUCUACGGGUCGCUUAAAAGCAAGGCUGAGGACUCUGUGGGCCACAAUGACCCCCAACUCCCAGACCUCUCAGCCUUCCUCAGCCAAGAGGAGCUGGAUAAGAGUGUGAACUUGGCCCGCCAGGCCAUCGGACAUGAGCCACGUGAGGAGAGGGCAGAGGUCAAGGCCUCUGUCACACCAUUAACCCCCUCCAACAUCUCCUCAGCCUCAGUUUCUUCCUCUGAACCCCCAUCUGUUCCCUUGGCUAACCCCGCUCCUGUUCUUUUUGCUGCCCCCUCCACUGUGCCCUUCACCCAGCCAGUCCCUGAAUUCAAAGAACUGCCAGCAACACACACAACAUUCACAUCAGACAGAAAGAUGCUCAAAGCAUCAACGCAGCAGGAAAACAUGAUCAGAAACAGCAGGGACUCCAGUGAAGGAUUCAACGACUUUAACAGGUCAGCGAGGAACGCUCCGUACGGUCCAGAGACCCAGUCCAAGAAGGAGUUCCUCAACAAAGCAGCGGACUUCAUUGAGGAGCUCUCCUCUCUCUUCAAGGCCAACAGCUCCAAACGGGUACGGCCGAGAGCGUGCAAAACCCACAGGAGUAGGAACCAGAACAAGAGCCAGAACGAUGGGACAGUUUAUCCCCUCAGCCUGGACAACAGGGAGCGUGCUGUCAUGCCUGUGGAGGUGGAGAAGGAGAGACCCAGCCCUGCUGUAAGCCACCAACCAGAGGUCCAGCUGGACUCAGGGAUUGGGCACGUGGAGUUUCAGGACAGCAGGAUUACUGUGGAGCAGCAGUAUGACUCUGUUUCCCAGGAGGUGGUGGAGGCUGAUAGCUGUGCAUUGACAGAAACUCCAUACCCAGCGGAGCCUGUGUGUGAGCCUCCUCAUUUUAUCCAGAAACUGAAAAGCAGGGAGGUUCCAGAGGGCAGCAAGGUCCAAUUAGACUGCAUUGUAAGAGGACUCCCCGUGCCUGAAGUCCGGUGGUUUUGUGAGGGCAAGGAGCUGGAGAACAGCCCUGACAUUCAGGUCAUCACUAACGGCGAGCUGCACUCUCUAAUCAUCGCAGAGGCGUUCGAGGAAGAUACUGGACGCUACUCUUGCUUCGCAUCUAAUUUCUAUGGCACUGACUCCACGUCAGCUGAGAUCUAUGUCGAAGGUGCCUCCUCUUCGGACUCUGAGGGAGAACAGCACUUUGAACAUGUAGCCCAGCUGCAGAGGAAAUCUUUACCUCCAUCAUCGAGCCAAACUCUCUCUGCAGAAGAGGAAGACUCUCUGUCAUCCCAACCUGCAGCAGCCACUGAGGAGCCAGCAGAGCAGCUCUCCUCUCCACCAACUAACCAAACAAUCCCUGAACCUCUUCUACCAGUCCAGAAAUCAGGCACCAUACUUCCAGUCCCAGAGCUCUCUAAAACAUCUGUAGCAUCCACAGCACACCCUGCUCAGGAGGAGACAACCAUGCUACCUGUGCAGGUGUUUCCUACUUUGUCACCUGGCGAUACAGAACUUCCAGAAGCCCAGGAGGUGUCAACAUCUGUCUCAGUCAUAUCCACACCACCGCCUGUGCAGACAGCUACAGCGAUAGCUACAUUAUUGCCUUUGAACUCGGUGGUGUCGUCUGUGCUGCCAGUCCUGUCAAAUCCAACACAAACACCCCGACCUAAGAGUCAAACCUCCAACCACAACUAUCUACAAGCGUUGAACGGACAACCUAUCAUGGCUGCCCCUGUAUUCACAAAGAGCCUGCAGGAUCUCCUUGCAUCAGAAGGCCAGCUGGUGGUGCUAGAGUGCCGCAUGAAAGGGGUGCCUUCACCCCGAGUGGACUGGUACAGAGAGGGAAAAAUCAUAGAGGACUCUCCUGAUUUCAGGAUCCUGCAGAAAAAGCCCAGAUCUCCGGCUGAAUCAGAGGAAAUAUGCACUCUGGUCAUUGCUGAGGUCUUUGCUGAAGAUUCGGGGAUGUUUACUUGUACAGCAAGCAACAAGUAUGGAACUGUGUCCAGCACUGCUGCACUAAGGGUCAAAGGCAAUGGCAGCAACAGCAACCACGUGAGGCCUUUCAGCAGUUUAACGGUGGAGCCCAGUCGAAUCCAAGAACCUUCCCCAUCAGCUCCUGCUGUAAACCCUCAACCAGAGGUUACUGUGACCAACAGCAUCAAGCCCCACUCCAGCACCAUUCGCCUAGACCCGCUCGUCUCAAGCACCUUACGCCUGGACCCCCUAAACACCAGCACCCUCCGUCUGGACCCCCACAGCUCCAGCAUGUUGCGUCCAGACCCCCUCCGCACUAGUCUACCCAGUCUGGAACCCUCCAGCCUGAGCAGCAGCUUCAGCCUCAGCUCUCGCAGCACGAGCACCCCAAACUUAGAUCCUUUCUACCUCCACCAGGACCCUCCUGGAUCCAGUAGAACACAUCUAGAACCACAGAACGGUGGACAAGUGCUCUCAUACCCAAAACCCUUCAUUUCCCCAUCUGCAUCUGAGACAUUAGCUGAGCAGGAAGUGUCCAGACUCUCAGUCACAUCACCAGACACGAGCCCCAGAGUUAAGGGGACCCCCCAGAAUGGAAGCCCCAUUGUGGUGCCCCUCCCCGAUCCCCCUCCUAACUCCUGCCUAAAGACAGGCGCCCUGACGAACCACAAGGACUCACGCUCCAGCUCCAGAGUCGGUCUGCGUGUGCACUUCAAACUACCUGAGGAUGAGGAGGAUGAACAAAGUGACACAUCCAGUCAGUCUGAUGAAGACACCACUCAGACGUCAGUGGGCAAAGAACCACCACCAGUGCUGGCUAAACCCAAACUGGACCCAGCGCAGCUCCAGCUUCUGCACCACCAGGUCCUCAUGGAGCAGCAGCAGGAGACUGAACCUCAGACCCAAACCCACACCCAGCCUCAGUCCCACCCCCCAUUCCAGAUCCAGAUCCAGUCCGAGGUCCAAAGCUCCCACAAAGGUCCGCUGUGGUCACCCAGAAUGCACCAUGAACCCCAUCCACCACCUAUCCCGCCCUACUUUAACACCACGACAGCCUCGCAGCAGACACCCCACUCUGCACCUCCAGUGACCACCGCCCCCCCGGCUCCCUCUCUGAGCGCUGCACCAGCUCUCAACACCACCUUUUCACCUCUUCUCAACACUUCUCCUGCUCCUCCUCUGAGCUCCCCUCCUUCAGUUCCUCAGCUAAAGACUUCCUCACUGGUGACCUCCCCUCCACCUGCCCCACAGCUGAAAACAGCUCCUCCUCUCAGUAUAGCUCCUGUAACCCAGAUGAACACCAUCCAUGCUUCCCACCUCAACCUGUCCCCCGCAGCUCUUCCCAGAACUGCACCCACACCCCAAAUUUCCUCUCCUCCUGCACCAAAGCUUAGUACAGCCCCUACAGAUUCACCCCUGGCCUUACAGCAGAUCGUAUCUCCUGCUCCUCUUCUGAGAAGCACCCAUGCCUCCCUCAUGAACCUCACCGCCACCUCCCACACCUUCAACUACGCACGGCCUAAAGAGUUCAUAGCUGCUCAGACCUUCUCACCAGUCAGGAGUCCUUCCCCAACAGAAUCACCAGUCCCUCUGCUCCACGAGCUGGCAGCUGAGCUCAACUCCUCUGCAGCCAGCUCCCCUACUCUCCCGCCAUUUUCCCCGCCACCCAGGAUCUUUCCCACGAGGGUGCUCAAGUCGCCCACCAGCCCUCCGUCCGUUGUGUCCUCACCCACGCCGGGGUCGGCGUCGUUCCUGAACAGCAUGUUCGCCAUACGAGCCCAAUCGCCUCCCCAGGCCUCUUCUCCCACCUCCAGCAGCUCCACCCCCAGCCCCAUUCAAAACCCUGUGGCGUUCCUAAGCUCCGUCCUGCCGUCCCUGACCCCGAGUCAGCCCACCAACUCAAUGGGCCUGCCCAAGGGAGCUCCUUUAGGGCUAAAAAAGAACGUACCAAAGAUGCGCCUCCCGUCAACUGAAGACAUUCGUGAAAGCAAAGAAAUUCUCCUCCAUGACAUUGAGAAAAAGCUUCGAUUCAAAGACGAUACUCCACAUUUUGCACAUCAACAGAAGCUGAGUAAUGAGGGGAAAACAGCGAGCAGACCCCUUGGACCAAACAUUCCUGCUACUGUCAUUAACUAUGAUGAGGAGUACAAAGUGUCCAGCUUUGAGCAGAGACUAAUGAGCGAGAUUGAAUUCCGCUUGGAGCGAACGCCAGUGGAGGAGUCGGAUGAUGAGGUGCAGCACGAUGACGUCCCCACAGGAAAAUGCAUCGCACCCAUAUUUGACAAGAAACUGAAGAACUUCCGAGCCAUGGAAGGCGUGCCUGUCACUUUCUCAUGUAAAGUAGUGGGAAUCCCUGUUCCAAAGGUUUACUGGUUCAAGGAUGGCAAGCAGAUCUUGAGGAAGAACAUCCAUUACAAGAAGAUAAGAGAGGGGGAUGGGACCUGUGCUUUACAUAUAGAGUCCACAACCAAUGAUGACGAUGGCAACUAUACCAUCAUGGCAGCUAAUCCACAGGGACGAAUCAGCUGCUCAGGACAUUUGAUAGUCCAAACAGGACCUCCCCGAAAUCGACUGACACCUAUUCACUCUCAGAGGGUGCGAGCCCGCAUACAGGAAGUUGAAGGUGAGCAAACCCAGGAGCGCUUUUUUCGGCCUCACUUCCUCCAGGCUCCGGGGGACAUGCUGGCUCACGAGGGAAGACUGUGUAGACUAGACUGUAAGGUGAGUGGCCUACCCAACCCAGAGCUGAUGUGGUUGGUCAACGGGAGGCCAAUCUAUCCAGACCUUUACCACAAGAUGUUGGUGAGGGAGAAUGGCAUCCAUUCUCUGGUCAUCGAUCCUCUGAAGCAGAAUGACGCUGGCACAUACACGUGCAUUGCAAGCAACAAAGCAGGGCAGAGCUCCUUUAGUCUAGAACUGAAAGUUGUGGAGAAAGCGAUGAAGCACCCUCCCCAGUUCUUGGAGAAGCUGCAGAACAUGGGUAUUCCUGACGGAACUCCAGUCAGGCUGGAGUGUCGGGUGGUGGGUAUGCCCCCUCCAGUCAUCUUCUGGAAGAAAGACAAUGACACCAUUCCUAAAACUAAGGACAGAAUCAGCAUAACCCAGGAUGCAACAGGAUAUGUGUGUCUCCUUAUCCAGCCAACAACAAAAGACGAUGCUGGCUGGUACACGGUGUCAGCAAAAAACGAGGCUGGAAUUGUAUCCUGCACCUGCAGGCUUGAUAUCUAUGCACAGUGGCAUCAGAGCAUCCCUGCACCCAUGAAGAAGGCUCCGCGCACAGGCAGCCGCUAUGCAGCUCUGACAGGCCAGGGGCUUGACAUCAAGUCAUCCUUCCCCACGUCGGAGACCAGCCCCAUCCUGUUCUCCAGCUCCCCUCCUGAGGCCCAUCUGGAGAGCGAGGAGCUGUGAGCGGCCUGCAAACACUCCAGCAAGGUGACCCUCAGAGGCCUCCCAGCAUGCUCUGUGACCUGCCUGAGGUCAAAACAGCAGCGGGCUAAAAGGAGAAUGAUGAUCUGAGCAGAUUGUCAUGUGAUUUGUGUGAUGCAUUUGAAGUGAUACAUUCAGAAUAGAAUGGCAAAGAAUUAUUGUGUUAAAGCUAUCAGCACUGAUAGUGAGUUUGUCACCAUUCCUAUUUACUCAAGUCAUAUGAAGAGUGUUUCACAUACAGAAAAAUUACAGAUUUGCAAAGUCUUAGCUCAUGAGCCAUCAGUGGAGUUGAAUACUGUUUUCUGACAGGUUUGAAUGACUCACGUUUGUUUUCUACAUCAUAUUUAGCUACGAUAGUGAGGUUGUUGCUGAAUAUUGGUGAUAACAUAUGUUCUUAAUUGUUAGUCCAAUUCUCAAAGUGGUACUAGCACCACUUAUUUUUAUUGCAAAUCAUAUAUACCUGUACUGGUAGUAAUAGUUUAUUUUAAAGUUUAUAUAAAAAGUAGCUAUUGUUUAUUAAUCAUCAAAAAUAGUUAUAGAGUAUAUUAAUAGACAUUUGAAUGUGCCAUUUAGAUAAGUUUAUUUAAAUGGCUCCAGCAAGGUGGGAUUCUUUCUACAUUUAGCUAAAUAAUUUCUGGACGUUCAUCACUGGUUCACAUUUUUGCACCAUGUUUUUUUCAUGUGCAUGCAUGCCAAUGGCUGACGAAGCAAUAUUGUAUAACUUAACAAACACGCUGUGUCUGCUCAUAGUCAUAAUAAUAAUAAUAUGCUGUUAGGUGAGUCUCAGUCAUGGUUAGUACACACUUUGUUUGAAUUUUGUUUUGCUUUCAGGUGAUUUAAUUCUUCUUUGUAAUGACAAAGAUUUGUUUCAGUUGUAUUAUAUCAGAUUUGAUUAUUUUAUCAGAUUAGACUAAAAACUAUCAGAAAAGUCUUUUUGUUUCUGUUUUGUGGUAAGACUGUUGGCUUUGCUUUAAAAUGACACCAACAAGUCAAAUGCAUCCUGUAGAGGUUAUUAUUAUUAUUAUUAUUAUUGAACUUUGAUUAAGAUAAAUUCAAGUCAGUUUGAAAACAUAUUGAAGAAAAGUUUGAAAGCACAUACUCAACUGAUGUAAAGUUGCACAUUGUAAAAUAUUUUUGUCCUUCUCGGAAUAAAGUUAUAUUUAUUCA
Siniperca chuatsi (mandarin fish) is the source of this 6930-nucleotide messenger RNA. It is a transcript of the gene mypn, whose product is annotated as myopalladin. Lineage: Eukaryota; Metazoa; Chordata; Actinopteri; Centrarchiformes; Sinipercidae. The transcript has 21 exons. The record is from RefSeq and is a predicted model, not a curated record. The coding region runs from base 253 to 5745 and encodes 1830 amino acids. Gene Ontology annotation, molecular function: protein kinase activity.